Molecule: messenger RNA, 1998 nt
Organism: Trichobilharzia szidati
Lineage: Eukaryota; Metazoa; Platyhelminthes; Trematoda; Strigeidida; Schistosomatidae
Source: the annotation of a GenBank genome assembly
AUCUAUAUCAAGUGAUCAUUUUUUUAUUCAGUAUUCAACUUGUUUUCAUCAUCGGUACAGGAUUUAGAAAACAAGCAACAACUCCACAAAUUUCCCGCUCCUGUAAUUUCGUUUCUUUCGUCUUAUCGUUCAGGGUAAAUAUUUUCAACAGGCGCUACAGAAACCGAAACAAACAUUGAACCACAAAAAUCCAAAGCAACCUGCCUGUCUAUCUAUCGAUCUAUUUUACACACCCCCUUCGUACAUAUCAAUUGAAGACGGUCAGACGGACAGACAGAUAGACAAUCUAUUAGUCAGUCAUUUGCUGCCCUUAUCUGUGUAUGUGUUUAUCUUACGAACACUGACCUUCAAAACAGUAGCCAAUUAAACUGAUAGCCUUUAGUUAACAGAAAGGUCAAUUAUUUUAAACCUCAAAAACCAAUAGUAUUUUGCUUUAUUCUACCCUGCUGAUAGUCUAUAUUUUGUGUGUGCGAUUGUGUGAUAUAAUGACGAAAGACGAAGUGGUUGUUCCCCCUGGCUUAAGGGAACUAUUACAAGAAUUGACUGUGUCUAUCCUACGUGAACGUCCAGUGGAUUUAAUUCAAUUCGCUAUUGAUUUCUUAACAAUGAAGAAAGCGGCUGCAGAAAAUCGUCCUAACAAAUCUUCAGCUGAUACUGAUGAAGAUGAUGAUGAUGAAGCAGAGCCUAUGCCUAUUCCACCACAACGUGCAACACGAAGAGCUGGUGUAGCUGCAGAAAGUUAUGAUCCAGAGAAAGAUGACAGUGCUAAUACAGUGAAAGUUGUCCAUCCAAAAACAGAAGAACAACGUCAUCGAUUAACACAAGCUACUAAGGAUAUUUUAUUAUUCCGAUGUCUUGAUGAUGAUCAAAUGAAGGAUGUCAUUGAUGCUAUGUUUGAAAGACAUGUGUCGCCUGGUGAGAAAGUGAUCACACUUGGUGAAGAUGGGGAUAAUUUUUAUGUUAUUGAAAAAGGCGUUUAUGAUAUCAUUGUAAAAGUUGGCAAUGAAGAGAAAACUGUUGGAAAAUAUGAUAAUAAAGGAUCAUUCGGUGAAUUGGCUCUGAUGUAUAAUACACCACGUGCUGCUACAAUAUUAGCUAAAACUGAAGGUGUCGUCUGGGCAAUGACUCGUGAAGUAUUUCGUUCUAUUGUGUUGAAAAAAGCCUUUGAAAAACGUCGUCUCUAUGAAGAACUCCUUAAUCAAGUACCAAUUUUAGAAAGUCUCAGUGCAUAUGAAAGAAUGAGUAUUGCUGAUGCUUUAAGAACUAAAAUUUUUGAAGCUGGUGACCAGGUUAUAAAACAAGGUGAUCCUGGAGAUGAAAUGUUCUUUGUUGAAGAGGGUAAAGUACGUAUUAAAAUGAAAAGAACUGGAGAAACUGAAGAGAAGGAGGUGGCUGUCAUUGAAAAGGGAGGUUAUUUCGGUGAACUUGCCCUGUUGACAAGUCAUCCACGUGCAGCGUCUGCAUAUGCUGAUUGUCGUACUAAACUAGCUGUCCUGGAUGUCGGCAGCUUUGAACGUCUUCUUGGACCGUGUUUAGAUAUACUCAGAAGGAAUAUUGAUGAUUAUGAAGCGAAAUUGAAGAAUAUCUUUGGUAGUUUGGAUAAAGUACCAGAAUUGAGACGUUAACUGUCAUGCUCUCUGUCUAUCUAUCUGUCUCUCUUCGUCAUUAUUUUCAUUUUUUGAACAAUAUGAUCUACAAUAUGUCUACAUUAAAUUUGAGCAUACUUUUUGUCAUCAAAUGGGAUAUUUGACGGUGUGGGGAGGGGAGAACCACUAGGAUACAGCAUAGUAUGAGUGAGUAUAUUAUCUUUCUUUCUCUGUCUUAUUCAUAUCUCUAAAUUUUUGAAGAUAUAUAUAUAUAUAUAUAUACUAUAAAUAUCUUAUAUGUACAUAUUUUUGAUGGUGUCCAAUGUAUUAUUCAAUGAAUAGUCGUUACGUAAUUCAUUCGCUUAUUUGACUCACAUUGAUGUUUUCUCCGCAUUAACUUUCACUUUCUGAA